AUGUCCAAAUCCUGCUGUUCCUCUUGCUGCCAGCCUUCCUGCUGCAGGACCACCUGCUGUAAACCAACUUGUACAACCUGCUGUAAGCCAACCUGUGUAACCAGCUGUUGCUGCACACCCACCUGCUGCAAGACAACCUGCUGUAAGCCAACCUGUGUAACCAGUUGUUGUUGCACACCCACCUGCUGCAAAACCACCUGUUGCAAGACCAUCUGCUGUAAGCCAGCAAGUGUGACCAGCUGCUGCCAGACCAGCUGCUGUAAAACCACCUGCUGUAAGCCAACCUGUGGUACAUUCUGUUGCAAGCCAAGCUGUUGUAAAACAACAUGCUGCAAGGCCACCUGUUGUAAGCCAACCUGUGUGAUCAGCUGCUGCUGUCCACCCUGCUGCCAGCCCAGCUGCUGUGAAACCACCUGCUGCAAGACCAUCUGCUGUAAACCAACCUGUGUGAACACCUGUUGCUGCACACCCUGCUGCCAACCCAGCUGUUGUGAAAUCUGCUGCUGUCAGCCCUGCUGCUGUGAAAUCACCUGCUGCUAG
Molecule: messenger RNA, 540 nt
Organism: Microtus ochrogaster (prairie vole)
Lineage: Eukaryota; Metazoa; Chordata; Mammalia; Rodentia; Cricetidae
Product: keratin-associated protein 9-2-like
Exons: 2
Coding region: 1-540 (179 amino acids)
Source: RefSeq, a predicted model, not a curated record